Messenger RNA from Notolabrus celidotus (New Zealand spotty), 2212 nucleotides. It is a transcript of the gene emx2, whose product is annotated as empty spiracles homeobox 2. The coding region runs from base 404 to 1147 and encodes 247 amino acids. The transcript has 3 exons. Gene Ontology annotation, biological process: central nervous system development; regulation of DNA-templated transcription; neuron differentiation. NCBI's taxonomy places the organism in Eukaryota, Metazoa, Chordata, Actinopteri, Labriformes, Labridae. Gene Ontology annotation, molecular function: DNA-binding transcription factor activity, RNA polymerase II-specific; DNA binding. The record is from RefSeq and is a predicted model, not a curated record.
GUUCCGUGUUGCUCGUUCGAGUCCGCCUCUCCGCGCCCCUGCUUCCCAUUGACGUACUUUUUAAGCGUCUUCCCCUUCUCCACCUUAAGGCGAGCAGCAGCGGCAGCGACCAAUCACCAUGCCAUUACAGCCUUCAGAGGAAGCUGUUUAUGGGACUGCAGCGCUAAUUAGGCUCAUGAACUAACAAAUCUUCCUGCACGAACCCGGCGAGGAAAACGAUCACAUCCAUGGAUUAGUCUGGAGUAGCCGAGCACUUUUUAUUUUGGCUUCCUCGACACAGCCGCCUUUCCUGAACUUAUUUACUGCAAAGAAACUUUCCCCCUUUUCUUGCCCGUGGAGUAUUUUUAAGCGAGAGAGCCUACAACAACUUUGACUUAAACUGGGGAAUCUGGACAUUCAGACCAUGUUUCAACCUACACCCAAGAGGUGUUUUACUAUAGAGUCUUUAGUGGCGAAGGAUAAUCCUCUACCGGUGUCCCGCUCCGAGGAGCCCAUCAGGCCAGCGGCUCUCAGCUAUGCAAACUCCGGCCAGAUGAACCCAUUUCUCAACGGCUUUCACUCUGGCGGCAGGGGCGUCUACUCUAACCCGGACUUGGUAUUUGCCGAGGCGGUCUCCCAUCCGCCGAACUCCGGCGUCCCGGUGCAUUCGGUGGCCCCGCCGCACGCUCUGGCCGCUCACCCGCUUUCGUCCUCGCACAGUCCGCACCCCCUUUUUGCCAGCCAGCAAAGGGACCCAUCAACUUUCUACCCCUGGUUAUUACACAGAUAUAGGUACUUGGGACACAGAUUUCAAGGUAAUGAAACGAGUCCGGAGAGCUUCCUUUUGCACAACGCGCUUGCCAGAAAGCCCAAAAGAAUCAGGACAGCUUUUUCACCCUCGCAACUCCUGCGGCUCGAACACGCGUUUGAGAAAAACCAUUACGUAGUGGGAGCAGAGAGGAAACAGCUCGCGCACAGCCUUAGCCUCACAGAAACUCAGGUAAAAGUGUGGUUUCAGAACCGAAGGACGAAGUUCAAGCGACAGAAGUUGGAGGAGGAGGGUUCCGAGUCUCAGCAGAAAAAGAAGGGAUCUCAUCACAUAAAUCGGUGGAGACUGGCGACUAAACAGACGAGUCCAGAGGAAAUUGAUGUCACUUCGGACGAUUAAAAAGACUAUACGCGUCUGAGUGAAAGAGGACUUGGAUAAAAGGAGGACAUAGAGACAGUUAGAGGGUAAAAAGCAAAUGUCACAAAUUCAGAUCUCCGGAGAUCGGCAGCUGAGGGUGAGAGAACCCCGACUGGUGGCUCUGCUGUCACCAAGUGGGUCUGUCAAUCCAAAUGACCCAGGACAAAUUAACUGACACAGUGUCAGUGCACCUACCUGAUCCCUACCAACAUCCACCUCUACAACCUCUCCACACCACCGCCCCUUUUCUCCAAUUCAUAUUGGACGUUUGCACUUCAGAAGGAUUAUUUAGCAAAAAAGAAAGAAAGAAAGAAAGAAAGAAAGAAAGAAAGAAAGAAAGAAAGAAAGAAAGAAAGAAAGAAAGAAAGAAAGUUUUCACCCAAGAAACCAAAACACCAAACAGCUUUUGUAAAACUUGAAAUGCAUGGGAUAUUUUUUUUCCUGGUACUUGUUUUAAUUUGACACUUUUGUCAAACAAAUAAGAAAAGAAAAAAACAUUUUGUUUUUAAUUCUAUUUUCAAACUGAGAGAUGUCGUGCUAUUUCCUUUUUACAAAGUGUGCAGUCUUUAAUGAUUCUCGUGUCAAAGUGAUUGUGAAAACAUAUGAAGUAGCGGUGCUGCGUUUAGUGUUUUUUUUUUUCAUAAAGAGAAGAAAAAAUUCGAUGAAAGAGGCUUACUUAAAGUGAAUCAGACCACAUAUGAAGUACUGAAAAGGGAAGGUGUCAGGACAUUCCUUUAACCUAAAGCUUUACCAAUGUGUCGCUGCGGCCCCACGCAGCCUUCUGUCAGGACUUGACCCUCCAGUGAAAGUUGCCAUGUCGGACUAAAUGCAACAACUGAGACAGAGAAAAAUAAUUCUUCAAGCACUGAGCGUAUUCCAUGUACAGAUGCUAAAAAUCAAUGUUUCUGUUAAACCCUCUUUUACAGAAUGUAAAUAAUUUUGUGUUUGUGUUAAGUUUGCUACAAUUUUAACACAAAGUAUAUACUUCUAAGAAGUAUGUAAUUGUCAAUAUUUUGUCAAUAAAGUUUUAUCAAUAUGUUGCGCUUA